Messenger RNA from Plasmopara halstedii, 870 nucleotides. Its product is annotated as peptidyl-trna hydrolase. The record is from RefSeq and is a predicted model, not a curated record. Gene Ontology annotation, molecular function: peptidyl-tRNA hydrolase activity. The transcript has 4 exons. NCBI's taxonomy places the organism in Eukaryota, Oomycota, Peronosporomycetes, Peronosporales, Peronosporaceae. The coding region runs from base 1 to 870 and encodes 289 amino acids.
AUGUUACGAAAGGUGCGGCAGUAUCCGGUCCGUCAGUGUGGUAAUCUGCACCUAUCCGAUCUAUCGACUUUAAAAUUUUGCUCGCGUGAUUCCGAGAUUGUUCAAGAGCGCAAUGAAGUUGCACUCGCAAAUCCGUCACCCCGGUAUGAGCAUGUUCGCAAGCUUAUCGUUGGCCUGGGAAAUCCUGGCGACAAGUUUACCAACACAAGGCAUAAUAUCGGUUUUAUCGCUGUGAAGCACUUUUUGGGGACGUAUGUAUCAGAAGUGACUAGAAGACACUUAAAAUUGAAGUACGAUGCGAGCAGUCAUGGUGACGUGGUGCGGUGUCGCCUUGCAUUCCAGCAAAAAGCAGCUGAUAAGAAAUACGCUUACCCAAUUGAUGACUUAGUGAACCUUUCAUCGAAACGUGCUAAAGAGCGAACGUAUGAAAAAGGUGUUCCUCACGAAAUGGUUAAUGUCGCACUGCUGCUACCAUCGACCUACAUGAACUGCUCAGGUACUGCUGUUCGAGCCUUUAUGAAGUCUCACCGUUGGCAAUUGAAAAAGAAUCCGCUGGCUUUAAAUCGGCAGGAUGAGUUGCUUGUGAUAUCAGAUGACGUUGCGCUACCAUUCGGCGAGUGUCGCUUUAAGCCAAAGGGAGGAUCGGGUGGUCAGAAUGGUGUGCGUGAUAUUAUCAAAUGUUUGGGUACAGAACGUUUCGCUCGACUUCGAAUCGGUAUUGGUGCACCGUAUUGGUUCACAGGAGGUAAUAGUGGCGCGGGAUCAGGGACAGCGAUGGAUAAGUACGUCCUUGGUCGUUUCAACAGCAAUGAACAGGACGCUAUGCCAGACUUGUUACGUUACAUAAUAUGGACUUGCAGGGCUAUUUAA